Ananas comosus (pineapple) is the source of this 3279-nucleotide messenger RNA. Its product is annotated as receptor-like protein kinase HSL1. Gene Ontology annotation, biological process: protein phosphorylation. Lineage: Eukaryota; Viridiplantae; Streptophyta; Magnoliopsida; Poales; Bromeliaceae. Gene Ontology annotation, molecular function: protein kinase activity; receptor serine/threonine kinase binding; ATP binding. The record is from RefSeq and is a predicted model, not a curated record.
AGACAGGGAGGGGCACGGCCCUUGGACCUCCUCGCUAGGGUCCAAACCUGACACUGUAAUACUACCCCCACCUCCUCUCGCUCCUCCUCGUUAAUAACUUACACGCUCUUUAUUCCUUCUCUCUUCCUAACCCGGGAGAGCAAGAUAGCUAGCUAGCUCGCUAGCGCACACCAUGGAAGGAGGAAACCUCAUCAGCGUUCCGCUGCUAUGGCUGUUCCUGCUCACGAGUGUCAUAAUCAGCCCGUGUGUAUGUCUGAACCAAGAAGGGCUGUAUCUUCUGGAGGCGAAGCGCGGUCUGGACGACCCGGGGGGCGCCCUGGCAGACUGGAACCCCCGCGACGCCACCCCUUGCAACUGGACCGGCGUCUCGUGCUCGCCGUCUUCUUCGUCUUCUGCCGCUGCUGCUGUUGCCGCCGCCGUCACCUCUCUCGACCUCCCCCAGAACCUCCUGGUGGGGCCCCUCCCCGACGCGGUCGCCCUGCUGCCCUCCCUCCUCCACCUCGACCUCGCCUUCAACAACUUCUCCGGGCCCAUCCCGCCCUCCUUCGGCCGCUUCCCGAAGAUUCAGGUCCUCUCGCUGGUGAGCAACCUGCUCUCCGGCCCCGUCCCCGACUUCCUCGGCAACCUCUCCACCCUCCGCCAGCUCAACCUCUCCUACAACCCCUUCGCCCCCUCGCCCGUCCCGUCCUCUCUCGCCGAUCUCUCCCGUCUCGAGAUCCUCUGGCUGGCCGGAUGCAAUCUGGUCGGGCCCAUCCCGCCCGCGCUCGGCCGGCUGUCCAACCUCACCGACUUCGACCUGUCCACCAACUCCCUGACCGGCCCCGUCCCGGCCGCGCUGGCGCAUCUCGCGAGCGCCGUGCAGAUAGAGCUGUACAACAACUCGCUGUCGGGGCCGAUACCGCCGGGCCUGUCGAGGCUCCAGGGGCUCCGCCACGCGGACAUGUCCAUGAACCGCCUCGAGGGCCCGCUCCCCGACGACCUCUUCGACGCGCCGCUGCUGGAGAGCCUCCACCUCUACGACAACCUCCUCACGGGGCCCAUCCCCGCCGGGGUCGCCCGCUCCAAGACGCUCGUGGAGCUCCGCCUCUUCGGCAACCGCCUCAACGGGUCGCUCCCGCCGGACCUGGGCGCGAACGCUCCCCUCAUGUUCCUGGAUCUCUCCUCCAACGCGCUCUCCGGGCCCAUCCCGCCGGGCCUCUGCGACCGCGGCGUGCUCCAGGAGCUGCUGCUGCUCAACAACGCCUUCUCCGGCGCCAUCCCCGACGGGCUCGCCCGCUGCCGGACCCUCACGCGCGUCCGCCUCCCCUACAACCGCCUCUCCGGCGGCGUCCCCGACGGGCUCUGGGGCCUCCCGCACGUCUCGCUGCUCGAGCUCACGGGGAACUCCCUCUCCGGCGGGAUCUCCCCGGUCAUCUCCGCCGCCGCCAACCUCUCCAACCUCCUCAUCGCGAGCAACGGCUUCUCCGGCGUCCUCCCGUCGGAGCUGGGGAUGCUGUCCAAGCUCUACGAGUUCUCCGCCGCCAACAACCGGCUCACCGGGCCGCUCCCGGCGUCGCUCGGCGGCUUGUCGGAGCUCGGCCGGCUCGACCUGCAUAACAAUUCCCUCUCCGGCCAGCUGCUCCGCGGCAUCCAGUCCUGGAACAAGCUCAGCGAGCUGAACCUCGCCGACAACGAGUUCGCCGGAGGGAUACCGCCCGAGCUCGGCGACCUCCCGGUGCUCAACUAUCUCGAUCUCUCGAAUAACUUGCUCAGCGGCGCGAUCCCGAGUCAAUUGCAGAAUCUCAAGCUCAACCAGUUCAACGUGUCCAACAACCGGCUCUCCGGCGCCCUCCCGCCGCUGUUUGCGAACGACGCCUACCGCGGCAGCUUCCUCGGAAACCCCGGGCUGUGCGGCGACUUGGCAGGGCUCUGCCCUGUUUCGCCGUCCGGGCGAUCGAUCUUCAUCUUCGCGGCGCUCGUGCUCGCCGUCGGGCUCGCCUGGUUCUACUGCCGGUACCGCCGCUUCAAGAACGCCAAGCGCGGGCUCGACAAGUCGAAAUGGACGCUCACGUCGUUCCACAAGCUGGGUUUCAGCGAGUACGAGAUCUUGGAUUGCCUCGACGAGGACAACGUGAUCGGGAGCGGGGCCUCGGGGAAGGUCUACAAGGCUGUUCUGAGCAGCGGCAAUGCGGUGGCCGUGAAGAAGCUGUGGGGGCCGUCGUCGAAGAAUGCGGACCAGGUGUUCGACGACGGGUUCGAAGCCGAGGUGGCCACUCUGGGGAAGAUCAGGCAUAAGAAUAUAGUGAGGCUGUGGUGCUGCUGCACCCACAAGGAUUGCAAGCUUUUGGUUUACGAGUACAUGCCUAACGGCAGUUUAGGAGAUGUGCUGCAUAGCAGUAAAGGAGGGCUUUUGGAUUGGCCGACGAGGUAUAAGAUCGGGUUGGAUGCGGCCGAGGGACUCUCUUACCUGCACCACGAUUGCAUCCCGCCGAUCGUUCAUAGGGAUGUGAAAUCCAACAACAUCUUGUUGGAUGCUGAGUUUGGGGCUCGUGUUGCGGACUUUGGGGUCGCAAAGGCGGUCGAGACAAUCGGAAAGGGGCCCGAAUCUAUGUCCGUCAUCGCGGGUUCAUGCGGCUACAUCGCCCCAGAGUAUGCGUACACUCUUCGGGUGAAUGAGAAGAGCGACAUAUACAGCUUCGGUGUAGUCAUUCUCGAGCUGGUGACAGGAAGGCUCCCUGUGGACCCCGAGUUUGGGGAGAAGGACCUGGUGAAAUGGGUGUUGAGCACAAUCGAGCAGAAGGGAACGGACCAUGUAAUUGACCCUAAACUUGAAAUGUGCUUCAGAGGGGAGAUUCUUAGGGUUCUCAACAUCGGCCUGCUGUGCACAAGCUCUCUACCUAUCAACCGGCCCUCAAUGAGGAGGGUCGUGAAGAUGCUGCAAGAAGUGCGGGCCAAGAGCAAGCCCAAGCCCGAGAAGAAGGACGGCAAAUUGUCGCCUUAUUACUGCGAAGACACGUCUGAUCAGGGGAGUGUCGUGUGAGAUCGGAGAUGAAUCAGUCGAGGCUGUCUCUUUCGGCUUUAUAACGAGACAUCGAGUAACGCGGUGUAUAUUGGUUUUCCUUUCUGUGUUCCCUUUUUCCUUCUCACGAAGCUAGAAGGUUUUUAGCAUCUUUCCAAUUGCUAUGCCUUAUCCUGAUUGUAGUAUUAAAAGUUUGCGACUACUUUGUCUUAUGAUGUAUUAUGUGUUGAAUCAUCGAAUGAAUGAGAUAUUUCAAAGCUAGAAACUGCAUUCCGAAUCAA